CAUCGGAAGAUAACGAACGAACUAGAAAUUUUUUCGGCUGCGUUUCAACACACGAAAGUAAAUUUUCGAUUCAAAAUUUAAUUAAAAUGGAUUUCCAAAUAGUUGUUACAACGUGAAAAAUGCAUAGAACUGGAUUUCUUCGUUGACCUUUUUCUUUAAUAAUAUUAAUAUGAAGUAUUUAUCAUUCAAUAUCGUGCUGUUGCUUGCAAUAGCGAACUGCUGUUCGGCUAUGACUACUAAACGCCCCACAACCUUACGUCGAAGACGAAUGGACCUUUGGAAGGAAUUAGGAGAGCCUAAAUUGAUCGUGGCGCCGAUGGUCGAUGCUAGCGAAUUAGCCUGGCGUAUGCUGUGUCGUAAACACGGUGCUCAAUUGUGUUAUACACCAAUGCUCCAUAGCUCGGUUUUCGUCAAAAGCGAAAAAUAUCGAAACGAGUCAUUACAAACGUGCCCCGAAGAUAGACCUCUGAUCAUUCAGUUCUGCGCCAAUAAUCCGAAAACUCUUCUACAAGCUGCCAAAUUCGUCGAAGGAUAUUGCGAUUGUAUCGAUAUUAACUUAGGAUGCCCUCAAUCUAUCGCCAAACGUGGUCAUUACGGUGCUUUUCUCCAAGACGAAUGGCCCCUGUUGGCUGAAAUGGUUAGCACGCUACGUAAGAAUAUCAGUACUCCGGUGAGUUGUAAGAUUCGAGUUUUCCCGGAGAUCGAGAAAUCGGUCAAGUAUGCCAAGAUGCUGGAAGAGGCCGGAUGUCAAAUGUUGACCGUUCAUGGAAGGACUAGAGAACAGAAGGGACCGCUGACCGGGGUGGCUAGCUGGUCUCAUAUUAAAGCUAUUAGAGAAGCAGUCAGCAUACCUGUGAUAGCCAAUGGAAAUAUACAAUGUUUGAAUGAUAUCUGGAGAUGUAUAAACGAAACUGGUUGUCGAGGAGUUAUGUCUGCCGAAGGUAUUCUCUACAAUCCGGCUCUAUUCGAAGGAACCCUGGUGCCAGUUUGGGAAGUAGCCUUAGAAUACCUGAAACUCACCGAUUUACACCCUUGUCCUUUAUCUUACAUUAGAGGACAUUUGUUUAAACUUUUUCAUCAUAUAUUCGCCGUUUCAGAAAACGAAGACUUACGACAAGGUAUUGCAUUGGGUAAAAAUAAAGAUACUUUUUUGGAGACGACUUUGAAGAUCAAAGAACGUUUCGAAACUCUUCAUCAGAACGGAGCAUCGUGGAGUAAUAAUAACGUUUCUGACGAUUGUAACGUUCAUCUACCUCCGUGGAUAUGCCAACCGUGGGUUCGAAUGGCACCCGAAUUACAUCUGGAAAAAAUGCUGCGAUUAAGUAACCGAGCUAAAGAGGAGAGACUCAACGGAACGAACGAAAAAGAAAAUGUCCAGUCGAGUUCGAAAAGAGAACUCGAAGGUGAUACGGAAGAUUCCGAGGGUGUUUCGAAGAAGAAGCAAAAGAAGAUGGCUAAGAAGUCUUCGGCUAAUCCGAAUUGUAGAAGGAAUUACAUUUCGUGUGCGAUUUGCCAAAAUCCUGUGGGAUUGAAGUGCGAAUACAAGUUUUGUAAGUUGUGUUGUAAGGCUAAAUGCAUCAAAGAAGUUUUAGAUUGUCCUGGACAUCGAAUCAAAGUAGCUACGAGAAAGGCUCUGAAAAUCGAAACGAUGCAAACCGAACCGAUAAAGACCUGAAAUAGAAUACUUGUAUGUACUUAUCGUUAGUACAAACGUAUUCGUUUCCAAGGCGAACGAACUUCUAAGAAAAUCUGAUACUUACCUACGUUGAAUGGGCCACCAUUAGGUUAAAAAUAGUCAUACACGAUGUAAUAAGUAAUAAUUUCGUACUACGAUGGACCAUGUUCGCCUCACAUAAAUGCAUCGAUUACCAACAGCAUCUUCUACGAACGGAAUUUACGAUAAACGAAAUCCUUCAUCGGUAUCCUUCAAGAUAUAGCAAAUAUCUCCCUAGAGGUAUCAAAAGACAUCCCUCAUAACGUAAUAUCGACACUUUUACACCAUAAAACGUCGCGAGCUCGCACGUUUAAUGGCUUGUUUUUCAUACCAACGCUCCUCGUUUAUGGCUCAAUGUGGUCGUUAUAGAGAUGCCUAAAUUGUGACGAUAUGUCAGUUUGGAUAAAUACCUACUAGUAAUAUUGGUGGAGUUACCGUACACGUUCAUUGGUUCCAUAUCAAGCUGAUAAACACGAUUACAGUACAGGAAAUCUUUUUUUAUUAUUCAUGUAGUUCUGUUUUUCCCCCAAGUAGAGGAUUUACAUGUUAUUUUGUGAGCUAUAAUAGAGACGUGUUAGUGGUAAAUAUGACUCAGUUUUCGUGAGCGAUUUUUAUUGAUGUGUUGCCGUCAUUUUGACUUGGUAGGUUUUUUUUUCUAGGUGAACUCAGUUUAUCACAUAUCAAAGGUAUUAUUAUGUGUGAAUUCUACGUAUUACAUAGUUCGCAAUUUCUGUGAUAUGUUUUUUAAUAACGCUGUAUAUUGUUUUAAAUUAUUGUACAGGUGUAUUUGAUUGUAAAUAAACGUUAUUUUUUGAUG
This is a messenger RNA of Planococcus citri (citrus mealybug), 2531 nucleotides long. RefSeq names its product Dihydrouridine synthase 1 (gene Dus1). The record is from RefSeq and is a predicted model, not a curated record. Bases 170 to 1675 code for a protein of 501 amino acids. The transcript has 10 exons. Gene Ontology annotation, molecular function: tRNA dihydrouridine synthase activity; flavin adenine dinucleotide binding. Gene Ontology annotation, biological process: tRNA processing. Lineage: Eukaryota; Metazoa; Arthropoda; Insecta; Hemiptera; Pseudococcidae.